AUGAACACCGACCCCACAAAGUUACCGACGUACGAGAGCACCCACGACCGCGCGACUUGCGUCGCGUUCACCGCCCCGUCCAGCGCCCCGCUCGUCAUCACGAACACGUUCCCCGUGAACAACUCCGCCCCCGUGAGGACGACCAUGGUGAGUCCAGCCGGGAGCCCGAUCGCACCUCUCACGAACGCGCUCAAUCCCGGAUUCGACGCCGCUAAACCCGGCGACGCCCCGCCCACGCACGUCAUGAGCAGCGCCCCGAGGCCGAUGAGCGCCCCCGCGGUGAACCCGAGCGUCACCGUCGUCUCCACCGCCUGCGCCGCUUUCUUCGCGCUCGCCGCGACCGCGGCGUCGAACACCGCGGGCGGCGCCACGGCGUCCGCGCGCGGCAC
Molecule: messenger RNA, 389 nt
Organism: Ostreococcus tauri
Lineage: Eukaryota; Viridiplantae; Chlorophyta; Mamiellophyceae; Mamiellales; Bathycoccaceae
Product: unnamed product
Exons: 1
Source: RefSeq, a predicted model, not a curated record